Molecule: messenger RNA, 2581 nt
Organism: Contarinia nasturtii (swede midge)
Lineage: Eukaryota; Metazoa; Arthropoda; Insecta; Diptera; Cecidomyiidae
Gene: dyl
Exons: 6
Coding region: 603-2372 (589 amino acids)
Source: RefSeq, a predicted model, not a curated record
UUUGCACAGUCCAUGUGAUUCGGCUUUGGCAAUUUCUUUGGAUUAUAACUGCUGCGAUCAGUGUUUUGUUAAUUUUCGGGUGUUUCUUUACUAUAUUUUUUUUUUUUUCAAUUCAAAUCGUUUGAUUUUCUUGGAAAGUCGAUGUCAAAAACGUGCAUAUUUGAAACGAGUAUUUGCUGUCCAUACAACACAAUUGUCGAAUCGAGAAUAAAUUAAAGUCGAUUAAAGUGCUUUGAUUUCAAUUAGAAGCUGAGUGGCGAGCAAUCCCCGUGCAAUUUGGUUGUUAACACUUUUUCAUACACGAAAAAGAAAACCAAUUAUAAUUUGAACCGAAACGAGUACGAAAACCUUAAAUGUGCCAUUUUAUGUGGAGUUAUUAAAUUCGUGAAAUACUGAUGAAAUUUCCAGUGCAAAGGAUUUCAUAAAACACAAACUUAACUAUUUAACAAUAUUCAAUUGGACUUUAUUGUGAAAAUAAAAGAACAUUUUUAUCGUUCGACCAGAGGUUAAUAGAAAUUCCGACUGAUCUUAAAAAUUCCCCAUCUCCAAUAGCUUGAGUUUCCCAAGAAUUAGAUACGAUACCAUCGGAAAUACACACCAAAAUGGCUUGCCGCUCGCGAUAUUUCAUCGCGUCCAUAUUCAUAACACUAUGUGUUUUAAAGAAUGUUAACAGUGACGCUCCAAUUGAUUCGUCGGCAUUACCGCUAGAGCACAGAUCUGUCUAUGGUCCACCAGCGCUUCAAUCACCAAUUUAUGGAGCACCACCCCAAAUACCCGAACAUCAAGUAGCACAAAACGAAGUGUCGGACGAACAAUGGCCACUCGGUGCGCCAAACGACAGUCCACAAAUCAAAAAUCUACAAGUUCAGUGCGAAAAGACACACAUGCGUGUCAAUAUCGAGUUCGAUCGUCCGUUUUACGGAAUGAUUUUCUCAAAAGGAUACUACAGCGAUGGUCAUUGUGUUCACAUGAAACCAGGCAGCGGACAUUUGAGUGCAACAUUUGAAAUUUUCUUGAACAGUUGCGGCAUGAGCAGUUCGGCCAAUCACAAUGCUCAACAAUUUGGUGCUCCAACACCAUCAGGCAGCUACGUUGAAAACACCAUCAUUAUCCAAUACGAUCCCUAUGUACAAGAAGUUUGGGAUCAGGCCCGUAAAUUGCGUUGUACAUGGUACGAUUUCUAUGAAAAACAAGUCGCUUUCCGACCAUUCCAAGUGGAUAUGAUGCACGCUGUUACCGCCAAUUUCUUGGGCGAUAACCUACAAUGUUGGAUGCAAAUUCAAGUCGGCAAAGGACCAUGGGCAUCCGAAGUAUCGGGAAUUGUGAAAAUUGGUCAAACAAUGACCAUGGUAUUGGCGAUUAAAGAUGAUGAAAAUAAAUUCGAUAUGCUUGUACGUAACUGUGUUGCUCAUGAUGGUAAACGUGCUCCAAUUCAGUUGGUCGAUCAAAAUGGUUGCGUCACACGGCCAAAGAUUAUGAGUAAAUUCCAGAAAAUUAAAAACUUUGGACCAUCAGCGUCGGUUGUGUCGUUCGCAUACUUCCAAGCUUUCAAAUUCCCAGACUCGAUGAAUGUACAUUUCCAAUGUGUAAUUCAAGUAUGCCGAUACAAUUGCCCGGAACCAAAAUGCGCCCCAACGCUUGGCGGUGAAUUCGGUUUGGCCGGUUUGAGCUCCGAAUACGGUUUGCCAUCAUCAGAAUACGGUUUGCCACCAGCCGCUUAUCCAGAUCCAAGACAUCCAGCUGAUGCUUCAGGCGCAUACUCCGAGAAUCAACAAGAAAUUGUACCGCCACCGCAAGCACAAUCAACCUCCGAAAAUAUCAAUAAAAUUGACUCACCACCAAAACGUGACGAAAUUCAUUUGCCACCGCCACCACCACCAGGCCACUCUGGUUACAGUACCGUCAAACGAAAGGAUGACUUGGAUGCUGAGGCAAAUGGUAACUUGGCCACAAUUGGCGGACGACCACGAUCGGUUGAAGGAUUAGACGAUUUGCGUGGCGUUCGAAGACGCCGUGAAACAAUGGAAAUCGUUGUCAAACCAAAGGUCUACAAACGUGCUGCACAAGAAAUGACCGAUGUCAAUACUAGUCGUGUGAUUCAAGUGGUCGCUCCUGGCGACGUUAAUUUCGCUUUGAAUAAUAACAAUGUAGCUAACAACGAUACAGUUGUUGUACAAGCGCGAACAGUAGACGCUGAAACGAUAUGUAUGUCAGUGCCAAGUUUCGUUGGCGGUUUAGUUAUGUUACUUUUAGUAUUAGCAAUUGCUUCAUUAGUAGCCGCAUUUUUGUUUGUGCGCGUACGGCAUUUUGAUCGCAAAGGUAUGACGAUCCCACGACAUGGAUUCAUCAAUGAAUUCAUGAAAGUCAAUUAAAUCACAAAAUGAGAGAGACAAAAAAAUGUAUACGGAAAAAUUUAGGAAAAAUUACAUUGAACAAUUCAAUUGACAAGACAACGCAAAUCAACGAAACAGAUCGAUAGAUGAAAAAAAAAAAAACAACGGACGUACCUUACUAUGUGACACUGGAAAUGUGUUAUAGCAAAUGCUAUGACACUGCUUCGAUGUUACCUCAUCAAAAAAAA